GGAUUCGAUGUACGCAUGCGCAAACUGAACACGAGCCAUAUACCAUCUGCUCCUGGCCGGGGUACAGGGACAAGCCUGAACGGACUAGUUUACCGCGUUCAGUUUGAAACGAAGUGUUCAAGCAAGACAACAAUCAUGUGUUUGUUCCUUAAAAUAACUGUUGCUAUAUGCAUGUUCACGGGUCUUGUCGAGGCUGAGACAGCCCUCGAUACAGACGAUUUGAGAACUAUAAAAAACCAACUGAACUUGCUGAUGGAAAAAAGACAACAGGAUUACCAGCAGUUGGAAAAAUCACUCUACGAAUCUCUGAAAGGAAGCACAGAUCUCGAUGCGUUGAAAGAAGAAAUUCAAUUAAUCAGGGAUGAACAUUCUAGGAUGGCCCAAUCUAGCAAUGAUGGGAUCCGCGAUAAAGUAGCUGUAGGAUGGUUAAAGGAAGUGAUCGGUGGUUUGAGAUCAGAAAUGCAAGCAGUGUGGUCGGCCAUCAAUGAAACAGCACAGAUUCACAAGACUGUGGCCAUACAAAACGAUCUACAAGCACUAAGGAAUGACUUGGAUUCCGACCGAAAAGACUUACAAACAAUGCAAGGAGAAUUAUUGUCAGUUAAGAAGAAUGUCGAAGAAAUAUCAAAUAAACAUUCCGAAUUGGAGAAAAAGAUUAACAUCAUAGCUAAACAUAAAAACAUAAUCGAUGAAAAAAACAACGAAAACGACGUACAAACAGCAUACAACAACGUUUAUAAACGAGUGGCUUUUGACUCUAACGACAACAACAUUAACGCUGAGCGUCUAAAGACGAACGUAAUCACCACCGUGGUGACGGAUCGGGAAGCGCAAGAACUGGAGCAGCUAGAGUCGUCGCGCAAGUAUCUGGUUCACCGAAUGGCCCGUCUGGAGAAACGCAUGAAGGGCGUGCUGUAUAGGGAGAGCGCAGCUGUGGAACGGGAAAAUCGGCUUUCCCGGUUAGAGGCCGAUCUGAACGCCACCAAAGAAGCGUUGGCAUUUAAUGCUACACGCCAGGAUGCCACACAGGACCGGCUACACGGAUCUUUGCUGGAGCUGCUGGAGAGCGUGGAAAACCUCGACGAUCGAGUGGACGCGUGUUUGCCGGAAGUCCGCAAGGAAAUAUCGAAAAUCGAAUUCACCGUGGCUCGGAUAAACGCGUCUGUAGCCAUCAUUAAGGAAGAUCAAAACAAUCAAAUGUUGACCACAAAGGCUCUCGGUGAAGGGAUGUCAGCCAUACAAAGAAAAAUUACUAAGCACGACAAUGAAAAAUCAACCGGAAAAACAGUUGCCAUCCAUCAUAUAAUGAAAGAAAAUUGCACGGAAUGCACAUAUGUAAUCGACGAAUUGGCCACAUUGCAAAAUUCAUUCGAAAGAAUUGUCGACGGACUUCCUAAAGAUUGUUCUAAAAUGAAAUCCUCGGGAACGUACUUGAUAGCACCUGAUGGAAAAAACCCCUUGCUUGUUCAAUGCGAUAUAUCAGAUGGUAUGUCCUGGAUCACGAUACAAAAAAGGACCAAUGAUCGUCUCAAAUUCAAUAAUAAUUGGAACGAAUAUGCCAAAGGAUUUGGAAAUUUAUAUGGCGAUUUUUGGUUGGGCAACGACGCCAUCCACCGGCUAACAGCGGAUAACGGGUCUUCACUGCGCGUCCAGAUAACCGACAUAUACGGCAACGGUUGGAGGGCGGAUUACGCAAAUUUUGCAGUGUCGAACGCCACCGACGGUUACCGGCUGGAUAUUUCCGGUUAUCGCGGAAACGCCACGGACGCCCUGUCCUUCCAAAACGGCCACCGGUUCAGCACGGCGGACCGCGACCAAGACGACAGCGCUGCAAACUGCGCGGCUAACUACGAGGGCGGCUGGUGGUAUUCGCGGUGCCAACACGCCAACCUCAACGGCAAGUACAACUUUGGGCUGACGUGGUUCGACACCAGCCGCAAUCAAUGGAUGGCGAUCGCCGAGAGCGAGAUGAGAAUUGGACGUCCGGUGUCCGCUCAAUAACAUGUCAUUGUAGAUCACCUAUAUUAUUAUAAUAUGUACAAUAUCAUGUAUUAUAAAUACUCGCGUCCAAACGACGUUCAACCCACACGUGUGCUAGUCAAGUGAAGACAAUGUUGAGUUUAUAUUAUUAUUUAUAUAUCUGCAUAAUAUUGUCAGUUUCAUUUUUAUUCUAUUUUUCUAUUUAUAUUUUGAACUGAUUAGGUAAUAGAGUUUUGAUAGUUUUUGAUUGACAUCAUUCGACUUACAUUUUUUUCAAUCUAUUUUGAUGUUAAAUGUUAAUAAUUAUCACUAUAUAGUCUGUAAGAAUAACAAAUACACCUUUACAUUUAAGGUGAAUUUUAAUAUAAAUUGUACAUACAUGUAUAAUUUAAACAAACAUUUUUUUUUGUUAAAUAUUGAUCUCGAAACAUGAUCAAUAAUUAUUUAAGUACUUAAUAAUAUUAUUUAUAGUUACUGACUAUGUUUUUUUUCUAUUAUUAUACGUGUAUUGAAUCACUGCACAUAAUUUUUAUGUAUUAAACAAAAAGCACAUUUUUUAAUUUUAAAAGCACAGAUACAAAUAAAAGUACAAAAAUAUAAUGCAUACUUAUGCUUAAUACAACAAUACAUAAAUAGUUCCAUAAAUAUCUUAAUUUAUAAUGUUCAUGAAGUAUUGUAAUUUGUAAACAACAUAAUGUUUAUUUUUGUAAUGCCAACAAUAAUAAAAUGUAUAAAUAAUAUUUGAUUAUGUACUAUUUUAAUAAUAAUUUAUCGUACAUUUCUUUACACACAACCGAUAUUUAGCUAUUUUAGCUUAAACCUUCCAUUAAAUUAAAAAUAAUAAUUUAAACAAUCAUAAAUAUAAGUAUAUAUAUGUACACAAUUUAAUAUAUCUAUAUAUUUUGUUAAGUUCAUGUUAAUAAAUAAUGAAUAAAACAAACUAAAUGUUUUCAAAAUUAAUUUGCAAUAACAAUCAAAUUAAAAUUUAAGUGAGUGUGAUUUUAAAUACUAAAUAAACAAAUAAUAAAUACAAUUGCGGUAUAUAUCACAGUUAUUUAAACAAUCAAGUCGGUGAAUAUUAAACAAUGUUGAAUUUUUAAGAUUGGAAAUGUAUUCAAUUUAAAAAAAAAAGU
Aphis gossypii (cotton aphid) is the source of this 3113-nucleotide messenger RNA. RefSeq names its product protein scabrous-like. Lineage: Eukaryota; Metazoa; Arthropoda; Insecta; Hemiptera; Aphididae. The coding region runs from base 16 to 2001 and encodes 661 amino acids. The transcript is spliced from 8 exons. The record is from RefSeq and is a predicted model, not a curated record.